Molecule: messenger RNA, 2774 nt
Organism: Thalassophryne amazonica
Lineage: Eukaryota; Metazoa; Chordata; Actinopteri; Batrachoidiformes; Batrachoididae
Product: perforin-1-like
Exons: 5
Coding region: 137-1951 (604 amino acids)
Biological process (GO): leukocyte mediated cytotoxicity
Molecular function (GO): pore-forming activity; calcium ion binding
Source: RefSeq, a predicted model, not a curated record
CCUCCUCACCACCUUCCGUCCUUCUUCUGUGUGUGUGUGUGUGUGUGUGUGUGUGUGUGUGUGUGUGUGUGUGUGUGUGUGUGUGUGCGCGCGCACAUGUGCGUGUGCACCUUUAUAAACACGUUCAGUUUCUCACAUGCAGCACAAACAGGCAACACCGAGGUGUGAAUUCAGCGAGCGUUUUAUCAGCAGCAUGUUUGUGCCGAGCGUCUGCACCAUCCUCUUACUGUUCCUGCCUCGCUGGACGUCUCCGUCCUGCACAGAAGGGACGGCCAACCAGUGCAAACACGCAGAAUUUGCUCCUGGCACCAAUUUGGCCGGAGAAGGUUUUGACAUAACCACAAUGGAACGAAAAGGAGCCUUUGUGAUCAACACCAUGAUGUGGCAGAAGAAAGACAAGACGUGCACCCUGUGCACAAACCCGUUCCUCAAGGGCAAGAAGCAGAAGCUCCCGUUGUCUGUUGUGAACUGGAGACCAAACUAUUCCUGCAGUAGGAGUGUGUCCAGUAAACUCCACCAGUCCAGCGAGUCUCUGGUCAGUUCCAGCGCCUCUUCAGUGGAAAACAACUGGAAGGUCAAUCUAGAUGUAGAUGCGGGUGCCAGAGGAGGGAGUCUGAUGCUGGCCGGCACUCAUUCUAAACUGGCUGAAUACUCCAUGGACAAAACCAAGGGAGACAAGUUCAGUUUCACAAGUCAAAGCAUGUCCUGCGAGUACUACAGUUACGGCGUGAGGAGCAGACCCAAGCUGCACACAGAAUUUCACGCCGCAGUGAAGAAACUGCCCAAAGCUUACAGUCCUGAAUCCAAGCAGCACUUUUACAAACUGAUUGACAACUUUGGAACCCACUACAUCACCAAGGUGAAGCUGGGAGGACGUGUUGAGUCUGUGACCAGCAUCAAGCAGUGCCAGGCCAGUCUGCAGGGCUUCAGCACCCAGGAGGUGCAGAUGUGCUUAGAAGCCGAGGCGUCUGUAACUGUCGGUGCCAAGGUGGAAACCUCAGCAAAACACUGCAAGAACGAUGUUGAGAAGACAGAGAGUAAGUCAGCGUUCUCCAGCCUGUUCAGUGACAGGACCUAUGACAUCCAGGGUGGCCACAACACCGACGUCGACCUUCUCUUCUCUGCUGACAAAAAUCCAUCAGCAUACAAAGAAUGGCUGAACUCGCUGCCACAGAAUCCCGGCGUAGUCUCAUAUUCCCUGGAUUCGCUCCACGAGCUGCUGCCGUUUAACAAUCCAGCUCGGAAAAACCUGCGCAGAGCCAUUAGCCAUUACAUCCUGGAAAAAGGCCUGUGGAAGAACUGCAGCAACCCAUGUCAGGUGGGCGUCAAGAGCGACCCGAGGGACACCUGUGUCUGUCAGUGCCACAAUGACAAUGCCGUAAACCAGGACUGUUGCCCGGUCCGCAAGGGCAUGGCCCGUGUGAUCAUCACCGUCCAACGCGGCUCUGGUCUGUGGGGAGACUACAUCACUACCACGGACGGCUUCGUGAAAGUCUUCUUCAAAGGACAGAUGGUGCAGCGUACUCCCAUUAUCAUAAACAACAACGACCCGCACUGGGAUACGGUUGUCGACCUGGGCUCCCAGGAUUUAACGUCAGGAAAGAAUGUCAAAUUUGAAGUAUGGGAUCAGGAUAACGGCUGGGAUGACGAGCUGCUGGGAGCGUGUCAGCAAGACCUGAAGGCCGGAGUGAAGGAGGAUCUGUGUGCCCUGGACCACGGCACAUUAUUCUAUAAAAUCGAGGUGACGUGCGCUCCGAGUUUAAGCGGAGAGUUGUGUACAGUCUAUAAACCUUCACCGAUGAAUAAAAGUCUGCAAAGUGUGUAUGUGUCCCGUCACACCCGCCCAGUUCCAAAGGCCAUGCUGUUAGAGAUGGGUGUGUUUGUGGAUGACUCAUGCGUGCAGGGAAACCACAAUUUUACUGCCAAAGGUCAGAAGUGUGACGAGAUGUGAUGGCAAAAUCAAAUGAAAGGCAUCAGAGGGCUGUUCAAUAGCCUGCACGCUCUCCACACCAACUACACACACAUCUGUCUGUGACGGGGGUUUGUGGCUCAUACGAAGUCAUUCUUAACAAUCAAUCACCAAUAUUUUGCUGAUUAAUAUCAUUCAUCUACGCUUCUUGGUUGUGGAGAUACACACACACAUACGCUGCUAAUACUGCUUCACCAACACACAGUGUUUGAGACAAAGAUCCCAAUGAUUAGUUUGCUCUUAACUUCAGGUUCAUCUCCAGUAAAAUCAGUUCUGUUUGCUGAAUGAAAACUGCACCUUGACAUAAAUGUUUACUCAUAUUUCAAAACAUGCUUUCAUAUGUCUGACUCAUAUUUUACACCCCAUUUUAUUUUAUUUUUUUUACCUGAGGCCAAAAUAUGGCCAUCGGGCAUAUAUACAAAGACUUUCUCUCCUUCUGUGUGCGCUCAGUAUAACUCCAGUCCUGUUACUGUCAGGGUCUUCAAAUUCACAGGGAGCAUUCUUGGGACACAGACCUUGGACAAGUUCAAAGAUGACUAAACUUGACCUACUUUAAGAGCUCAAAAGGUCAUAUUCUGUUUCCUAUUUUUAUGCUCAUACAGCUGAGAGUAUUUUAGCAUUGCGUUAUAUUUAUUUGCAGAGUCAAGCUAAAGAACAUGUUUGCAGAUUUAAAGACUUGUCUGACCCUUUUUUAAAUUUUAUUGUUUUGAUCCAUAUAUUCUCUUCAUAUCUCUGUGUGUUUUAUAUAGUAUUGCAUUGUGGAUUUGUGGUUUGAUAUUGCCGCUGCAAAAUAAAAACAGAACAU